AGAGAAACAUAAGUUUUUGGAGUAAACAAAAUGGCAAAUUGGUCCAUAAUAUUCAUGUUUGCACUAGUACUAGUCCAUGCCACUGCAAGAAAUAUUCCUGAGGUUCAAAAUGUAAACACUAAGACUUUACAUACUAAUUCUCCAACACCAAGCAAAAUUGGAGGACUUAAUGACAAGAAAAAUUUUAUAACAUAUGGUGGCAUAGGGGGUUGUUCCGGAAUUGGUGGAGUAGGUGGGGUUUUGCCAAUACUUGGCGGUGCCGUAGGCGGCGUUGGUGGUACCGCUGGUGGUGUUGGUGGAGUCGGUGGCGGUCUUGGUGGUGCCGGGUUUAAAGGGAUUGGCGGUGGCGUUGGCGGUGCCGGAGGUGUUGGUGGUGGUGGACUAGGUGUUGGUGGUGGAAUUGGUGGUUAUAAAGGUGUGGGAGUUGUUAUUCCUUGAAGUGUUUU
This is a messenger RNA of Solanum verrucosum, 446 nucleotides long. RefSeq names its product glycine-rich protein 5-like. NCBI's taxonomy places the organism in Eukaryota, Viridiplantae, Streptophyta, Magnoliopsida, Solanales, Solanaceae. The record is from RefSeq and is a predicted model, not a curated record. The transcript has a single exon. Bases 31 to 438 code for a protein of 135 amino acids.